AAUGUUAUAAACAUAUCUGACAAAAGCUUAAAAUAUUUGUAAGAGUUUCUAUGAAAAGAAAGGAAAUAAAGGAGUAGCAUAAUUAGCAGUAUUAGGUUUGGGAUUAUUGUAUCUUCAACAUCAAAUACGAAAACAUAAUGGGUAAUUUAUUUAAUUUAUGAUUAUAAGAUGGUUAAAGAAGAAGAGUGUAAAUAAUGAACAUAUCUUUAUUACAGGAGGAGCAAGUGGUAUUGGUAGAAAUAUGGCAUUUAGAUUUGCAAAAUUAGGAGCUAAAGUAUAUAAAAUAUUAAUAUUAUAAAGAUAUCUAUAAUAGAUGUGAAUCAAGAAGCAUUAUAAAAAGUUGUAGAUGAAUUAAAUUAGACUUAUGGUUAAAAAACUGCUUUUGGAGUGAUAUGUGAUGUUAGUAAUCCUACAUCUGUAAAGGCUGCUAUUUAAUAAUGCAAUUCUUUUCACAAUAAAAAAAUAGAUAUUUUGAUUAAUAAUGCUGGAGUUGUGAGUGGAAAACAAAUUCUUGAAAAUUCAGAAGCUGGUAUUUCAAGAACAAUGAAUAUUAAUACAACUGCUCAUCAUUGGACUGUUAGAGAAGUGUUAGGAGAUAUGAUUAAUAAUAAACAUGGUCAUAUUGUAACAAUUGCUUCAAUUGCAGGUUGGGUUGGAGUAAGAGGAUUAGCUGAUUAUUGUGCUUCUAAAUUUGGAGCUGUUGGAUUUGAUGAAUCUCUUAGAUUUGAAUUAAGAGCUACUAAAUCUAAUGUAAAAACCACUUGUAUUUGUCCAUUUUUCAUUAAUACAGGAAUGUUUGAUGGAGCAAAAUCUAAGUUUCCUUUACUAUUCCCAAUUCUAUCUGAAAGUAACAAUCACAUAAAUUAAUUAGAUUAUGCUUCCCAAAGAAUUGUUAAUGCAAUACUUUAAGAAGAAACGGUUGUAAUUAUGCCAAUUAUUCUAAAUGCUGCUAUAAUUGUUAAAGCAAUCUUUCCAACAUGUAUUUAUGAUAACAUGAUGGAACUUUUUGGAGUCAGUGAAUCUAUGGAUCAUUUUAAAGGAAGAGCAUAAUAAAAAUGAU
Molecule: messenger RNA, 1060 nt
Organism: Paramecium pentaurelia
Lineage: Eukaryota; Ciliophora; Oligohymenophorea; Peniculida; Parameciidae
Source: the annotation of a GenBank genome assembly